Messenger RNA from Serpula lacrymans var. lacrymans S7.9, 1642 nucleotides. RefSeq lists its product as uncharacterized. Gene Ontology annotation, molecular function: transmembrane transporter activity. The record is from RefSeq and is a predicted model, not a curated record. The coding region runs from base 61 to 1230 and encodes 389 amino acids. Gene Ontology annotation, biological process: transmembrane transport. NCBI's taxonomy places the organism in Eukaryota, Fungi, Basidiomycota, Agaricomycetes, Boletales, Serpulaceae. The transcript is spliced from 12 exons.
GAGAGAUUGUGGUGCAAUAGGUAUUGUUCUUGCCUAGCUCUCUGAGCAGCUAUUGUUAUCAUGUCUUCAGAAGAGAGUCCUCUCCUGCAUUCGGAGAACCAGGAGCGAGAUGAACGACGCGUUGCACAUCUGGCAUUGUACAGUCGUUUCAGCGAAUCACAAAAACGAACUAUCCUUUCCGUCGUAUCCUUGGCUGGCCUGCUACCAUUAUUCGUAGCUGGAUCAUUUAUUCCAUCGAUUCCUCAAAUAGCCCGCGACUUGAAUUCAACUGGUGCCAUAGUCAGUCUGGCAGUAAGCCUAUCAAUAUUUUCCACCGCCAUUGGGAGCUUGUUCUGGGCUUCCAACUCUACAUUUUAUGGUCGUCGGCCUAUUUAUUUGUAUGGACUGCCUUUAUUAUGCAUUGGGAGUGUUGGAGUAGCAGUGUCAUCGACAUUAAAAAACCUUCUCUUUUGGCGUGUCGUGCAGGCUUUUGGUUCUUCGGGUGGCCUGUCCUUGGGAUCCGGCGUUAUUGGUGAUAUAUAUCAACUUGAGGAGCGCGGGACUGCAAUGGGCAUAUUUUUCGGGGCCUGUCUCCUCGGACCUGCAUUGGCACCUCUCGCUGGAGGUACCGCUGCUGAAUAUGCAUCGUGGCGGACGAUGCAGCUCAUACUGGGAGUCUGGGGUUUGAUUGAAAUCCUUUUGGUGUUCCUGUUUCUCCCAGAGACUAGUCAUCCUGGUACCAGAGGGAAGGACAAGAUCCCAGAAUCUGAGAGAGGACGAUUCAAGCUCGUCAAUCCACUCGACAGCCUGUGGUUGUUGCGCAGCCCAAAUUUACUGGCCAUUUCUAUAGCUAGUGGUCUGGUUUUGCUGACAGAUUUUGUUCUGCUCGUCCCCUUGGCAUAUACAAUUGGCGUACGCUAUCAUAUAGAAAAUCAAGCUCUAAUCGGUGCCUGCUUCCUCUCUUGUGGUUUGGGGAAUUUAAUUGGUGCCCCACUGGCUGGACGUCUUUCUGAUAAAAUUAUCAAGGUGUGGAAAAUACGACGCAAGGGUGAAUGGGUACCCGAGGACAGACUCAGGGCGGCUUGGGUGGGCGCGCUCUACUUGGUUCCGCUCUCCGUUUUAUUUUCUGGCCUUAUCACCACGUACGUAGACGGACCUCUUGGCCUGACGCUUAGUAUGGUCUGUCUCUUCUUCCAUGGAUUGGGGGUAAAGCAAGCUCAAAUACCAGCGCUUUACAUCCUUAUUAACUAACACUUGCAUAGGUUGACAGUGUUCUGACACCAUGCGCCGCUUAUGCGGUCGAUAUCUUGCAUUCCCGCAGUGCUGAAAUUCAAGCUACGUAUAGUGCUUUACGGUCCCUCAUCACGGCGCUUGCGGCCGCAAUGGUUCUACCGUCUAUCGAUCUUAUUGGCUUGGUGGCUACGAAUACCAUUGCUGCAGUCCUGGGAUGGGUUGCAUUUGGUCUUCUUUGGAUGACGAUUCGUUACGGAGAUAGAAUGAGAGCUUGGAUAGAUGUUGGAUUCUCUACCAUUAACGAUAACUAGACAUAUGCACCAUCAAAUGGAAUCUGGUGUGUAUCACGAUAGAUGCCACUUGCGUCUAGGCGAAUGUUAGAUCGCAGGUUACAUGAUACGUGACAAUCAAAAUACCAUUGAUAUUGUUA